This is a messenger RNA of Closterium sp. NIES-67, 1090 nucleotides long. NCBI's taxonomy places the organism in Eukaryota, Viridiplantae, Streptophyta, Zygnematophyceae, Desmidiales, Closteriaceae. The record is from the annotation of a GenBank genome assembly.
AUACCACUCCUCGCCGCGCGCCGCUCUGCUGCUUGCGGGAAUGAUUUUAGCAACACUUGCACUAGCGGUACUGGACCUCCGAGAUUGAGCCUCACGCCCAUAGCAGUGAAGUUGGAAGGGUUUCAUUCGUUGACUCGUCUCGGCCCUCUUCUCUCGAAGCGCCAUCCACCGCGCGCUUACACCUCCCUCCGUCGGCGGAAAAGCCGGUCUGGAGAACGUUCUUCUAGCAAGAACGAGUCAUAUUUCAGUAGAAGUUUAGACUCUCCAGCCAUGGUGCGUGAGCGGGUGCAGCGCGCCCUAUCACUCGCAUGGUGCCUCGCCGCCCUUGCCGUGGCGCCCUUCGCAAUGAUCCAUGCCGUGCCGCUCCAGGCCUCGCAAGUGAAAUUCCUGCAGGACUGCCAGACGGCGUGGGAUGUGGUCUUCCCAGGGUGGAGUGGCUCCAAUCCCGACUGCAGACGUGCUGAGAACGUCAAAUGCGACAGCAGUGGGAUGAUCGUGGAAAUAAACAUCUUGUGGAUUGAUCUGCGAGGGCCCAUUCCGGACUCCAUAGGCAACCUCAGGAAGCUCACUGCCCUAUAUCUCGUACAAAGUCAUCUCUCUGGCUCAAUUCCCACUACAAUCGGCAUACUUACAAACCUGGUCAAUAUAUAUCUUUAUCGAAAUCAGCUCACUGGCUCAAUCCCCACUGCAAUUGGCAACCUUUCAAACCUGAAUACCCUGUGAGGACUCUGUUCUGCACUGCAAUGUCUGCCCCUGCUCUCCACUCUGUCUCCUCCUGAUUCUAGGAAAAAACUAUCCUCUCCUUCCCUUCCAUUGUAGGCAUCCCUUCCUCCACUCCUCACCAGUCCACUAGCCACUAACCUCUUUCUCGAAUGGGGUGCAUGGUACCAGACUGGACCCAUUCCAGUGUGGAUUUGCCAGAGUCAAGUGAGUCUAGAUAACGAACUAGAGGCGAAGCGGCUGUGGACGUUCCGGUAGGGCUAAUAUGGUGUCUGCGAGAAUCUGGUUGAUUCCCUGCUGUACGCAGUAGCUAAGGGUGUGUGUUGCUUGCUGCAUUGGUAUCAGGGUUUAAAAAACGGCGUUUUUUUCA